Molecule: messenger RNA, 1036 nt
Organism: Boleophthalmus pectinirostris (great blue-spotted mudskipper)
Lineage: Eukaryota; Metazoa; Chordata; Actinopteri; Gobiiformes; Gobiidae
Exons: 7
Coding region: 63-917 (284 amino acids)
Source: RefSeq, a predicted model, not a curated record
UAUAUAAAUAUCCACCACAAGACUUCAUAAUAAUAUUUUAUUAGUAUAGAUAUUUAGUCAAAAUGAUCGUAUUAAUUGUUUUAUCGUGCCUCUGCUACGUGGGAUCUGCCAUACCUCUAAGCGCCAAGCCAGCUCCUCCUCUGGAAUCUCACCUAUCCCCAAGGGUCCAUGGUGCAGCGGAGGCCACAGAGGCUCAGACACCGGCCCCUCUGGCUCCUAUUGAACAGCCCCAGCCUUCCUCACAGCCUCUGCCCAGUCCCCAGCUCCUGCCUCCUCUGCAGCAAUACCCCUGGUCUCCACUGGGGGGCGCUCCAAUGAUUUUCCCGUACCAGCCAGGAGUAGUUGGAUCCCAGCCAGCUGCAAAUCAACCUGGAAUGCCUAUCCAGCCUUUGGUCUUUCCACCUUUUGGGUAUAUGCCAUUGUUUCCUCCAUAUACCAACCAGAUGCUCUCUCCAUAUAGGCUCCCAGAAGCCCCUCUCCCACAAGCCCCAGCCAAUCCGGCGCCAAACGUAUUACCGGCCGAAACAUCUCUCACAGCGGCCCCCGGAGGAGAAGUGCUGCAGACGCAACAACAACAACAACAGCAGCAGACUCCACAAGUCAUCUACAUGAUGCAGCAGCCAAUGAACCCACAACUUGGCGGCCUCAGCUCGGAGGAGCUCCAGAUUGCUGCUAAACUGAGUCAGAUGGGCAUGUUCACUGUUAUGAAUAAUGCUGCUGGAGGGCCACUGCAGCAAGUGAUUCCAGCUGCAGGGAUCCCCAACCAGGUGAAUGCAGAGGUGGGGGUCCUUCCUGCAGGUGUCCAGAAGAUCCAAGGACCCAACAGACGCACCGGAGGAUCGCCCUGCUCCAAAAAGCAACAGACCACAGGCCCACAGAAAGCUGCAGCAGAGCCCGCUGCUGCUGACAUAGACUGAAGAACAAUGAGAAGUCCCCCUAAAUGAGCAGAGUACUGUCACUUUUACACUUAGAUCUGUAGUCAGAACAUAAUGGGUCAAUAGUUAUACAAAUGGGACAUGUAGUGUGUGUAUAUUGU